AUGCUUGCCAUGGACACGGCUGUAGCCGUGCUACCUCGUCGGGCCAGUAAACAACCUCUUGCUGGACAGCUUGAAGUGGCCACGGAUGGUAGCACUCCUUGGCACGCGCAUGGGUUCUGGAGACAAAGGUCUACCUUCAGCAACGAGGAGCUGACGCCUCUGCAUGACGCGCCGUCUUCUCUUCAAGUUUCCGAGGCACGAAGUUAUGAAGGCCCCGAAGGCAUGGCUGUGGAGCUGACCUGCGGCACCAUGGUUAUCAGCAUCAAAUCGGCGACCUGGAAAAGUAGCACUGGCGCGUGUCCGGCCGAACGUGACUGCCUAGAUCAGAUGCGAAGGCUCUGUGACGGUUUCUUCUCUUGCCGAGUUGUGCCAGUGGGAAGCGACUCAGCGAGCGCUGAAGCCAGCGGGAUGCCUGCAGCCAAGUGCGGUGACGUCUGCAGCAUGAGCGCGCAGCCUCAUCGCAUUAUCACUGGCAAAUACGAAUGCGUUGUUAAAGGGGGGACCGACUCCUCGACGCUUCUUGAUGAGCACUCUGCGGGUGCAUCGACGACCUCUGGCGACGUAACAUGGGACGCGAUACAAGCUGGGGGUGCGGCACCAACAGCGAGCGAGAUGGGAGGCGCUGGCGGCAUUUCCGCGUUUAUCGCAACGCAAGCGUCUCAGGGACUAAACCUGAUCAGCUACACGGACACAGACUCUUCGGACAAACGAACAGCGAUCGAGAGCCUGGCUUCGCAGAAUCCGGGAACCGCGGGUCUUCUUCGAUUGAGCGCCGACCGAAAAGUAACCAAACUCUGGUUCACUCAAGGGGCGUUCGCAGCGCAGUUUGUCCCAGAAGGCACGAACCCGGCGGCGAUUGUAACAUUUGGCGUGCCGGCGUACGGCGGCCCCCCCCCCAACAACGUUCUAUCGUCAUGGGAGCAUGCAGAUUUCGCAUGCGGCGCUGCGGAUACGUUUGCGAUCAGCCAGGGCCUCACGCCUAGGCAUACAACUGCGCCGACGUCCCAGAUCAUCUGCACUAACACUGCAUCCGUAGCAUGCACAAACUUGGACGCUGUGAACACCGCCAUCCAGAAGAGUCGGCCGAAGACGGUCAUGCUCGAAGGCAUCGCGUGCCAUCGGGAAGGACGGGCGUUCGGGUUGCUGUUUGCCGACGGCACUGUCCUCGCGUUCGGCGAUGCCGACCGGGGCGGGACGAUGAGCGCAGAGGCACAGGGCGACCUCUCGAGCUUCGACGCCGCGCGCAAUCAACGCGUGAAGAAAAUUGUCGCCACACAAGGCGCCAUGGCUGUUUUGCUCCUCCGAGGUUCGGUGUACGCGUGGGGACUCGACCAGUUCGGCGGCACGCUUCCUUCCCCGGAGCCGACAGGCGUAGUCGAUCUUGUCGCCAACGACGUCGGCUUCGCCGCGUUGACUGGGGGCGGUUCUGUGGUCACCUGGGGGAAAGGCAUGGUAGCGCCGAGUCGGCUCUCUGGCGUCGAGAUCAAGAAAAUUGUUGGCGAGAAGACGUGCUUUGCGGCCUUCGAUGCCAAGGGUGGUGUUUACAUUUGGGGACUCGGAAGCAAUGAAGGCGCUUUCUGCAAUGAGGAAUUUGUCGGACAGAGACCAACAAUUUCGCAGAACUUCUCCGAUGUGAAGGCGAAACUCGUUGAGGGUAUUUCAGUUGUUCGUUUCAACGAGCAUGCGGCCAUGGCGGUGAAGAAGCCUCCUACAGCGGACGGGUCUUGGGAAAUUGUCACUUGGGGCACGGCAGCAAAAGGAGGUGACGUUCCCAGCUAUGUGCUGUCGGGAGGCCGUAGAGGCGUGAAAGUUGUUGGCGCGUCCAAGUCUGCGUUCGCAAUCGUCAGCACACAAGGCGACGUUUAUGCCUGGGGGGAUAAAGAAGGCGGAGGCGACGGAUGGAACCAAUCGUUUGUCUCUGGUCGUGCAUAUGGACUGGUGUCGAUGGCUCGGUCCUUCGUGGCGCUCCUCAACACCGGCGAGGCUUUCGCCUGGGGAGGAAACGGGCAGACCCUCAUGAGCUCAGCUCGCCGCCAAGACCUCGGCAGCGUUGUAGAGUCUGGCCUACUCCGCGGUCUUUACGUCGUGGACGGCGUUGGUGAAGGGGAAAUUUUCGUCGGCGUGAUCGGGGUUCCGUGUGUCCCCGGAGAGUGGGGAGCUUGGGGAAGCUGUAGGAGUGUCUGUGAAGGAAUUCGCCAGCGCACGAGGACCGUCGAACUGGAAGCGUGGGGAGGCACGUGCGACUCCCCUUUGACAGAAGCUGGGAGCUGUAAAGGGCCAAAGUACGGAACGGAUGAGUGUCCAAGCACAGAAACCGACGACAGCUCGUCGGAGACAGGCUUGUCUCUGGGAGUCAUUCUUGGUUGCGCCACUGCGAGUGUGGCGAUUCUUGGCGUCGUUGGUUUCAUGACACACAUGUGGUGUUCGGGCUCACGGGUUUGA
Molecule: messenger RNA, 2442 nt
Organism: Neospora caninum
Lineage: Eukaryota; Apicomplexa; Conoidasida; Eucoccidiorida; Sarcocystidae
Exons: 23
Coding region: 1-2442 (813 amino acids)
Source: RefSeq, a predicted model, not a curated record